GACAGCCUGUCUAUUGGAGAGAAACCGCAGGUCUACAUGGCGUGCUUUUGCUUGUCCGCCCAAGUGCCGCUGCUUUUCUUUUAAAAAACAAGGAAUCUCCGAGCUUCCCUCUCUGCCGAGAUCAGACUCCCGUCGACUCCGACUCUUACGUGACAGUCUUUCAGGGAGGGGCAUCCGUUUCUCGGAGCAAGUGCAUUCCCGUCUCGUCUUGCAUUCAUCAACUUUUCCGCCAUGUCUCGUUACGUGAAAGUCUACCGAAAGGUGAUGAAUCUGCAGAGGCGCAAGACGCCUUUGCCGUGGACGCCGACCUUCCUGGAGUUCUCUAAAGAGCCUUCAGUUCCCUUCCCUGUCAGAGAGAAGCUGCAACCGGCGCCCAUCGACCUGUCAUACUACCUCAACAUGGAGGUCGGCGACCUCGUGGAGGUGCUUCAUGGCCCCGACUGUGGUCGCCAGGGCGUCGUUCUGUCCAUCAGCAAAAAGCGAAACACGGUCGUCGUUGACGGGUGCAACAUGAAGAAAAGCUUCUGGAACCCAGGCGUCGGCGCUUCGCUAAUCACGCAAGAAAUGCCUAUACACAUUACGAACGUCGCCCUCCUCGACCCCGUUGUCAAACGGCCGACGCGGGUCAAGAGACGCUUCAUGAUGAACGGCGAGUGUGUGCGGAUCUCGAAGCUUUCCGGAAGUGCAAUGCCGGAGCCCGUGUCCACCUCUGCGUUGCGGCAGCCGAAUUUGUAUCAGGAGUAUUUGCGCCAGAAGGCCCUCGGUCCCCCGCUCAAAGCAAGCUAUGCACGACCGGAUCCUCUCCAUCUGAAAAUUCUCCAGAGGCUCGCGAGGCACAUCAGUUGGGGUCAAGGUUCGCCGUUGCCGACGGCAGAGAAUCCUCGAGUGAACUCUCCAGAGCCUAUGGCCCUGCGGCGCUGAUGUGAGUUUUAACCGAUUUUCCAUCCAGUAACUGAACGUUUCACAAGCGAUCGAGCUUGAAGUUGUCUGUCUGUUUGUUUUGAGAAAAACAGGUGGAUGCCUCUAAAUAGGUCCGUUGAGGGGAGAAAGUCUACCAGAGGAGAAGAUUUUUAAAACGGUUGCAGUGAUGAAGACUGGUUGUGUCGCUGUUUUCCUUCCGUCUGUGUUGCUGGGCGAGCACUGCUUUCUUCUUCUGCACCUCCCUGUUUUCUACCAAGUCUCUGUUUGUACUUGGGAUUUUCUGGCCAGCUGUGCCUCGCCCUCUCCUGUGAGCAGCGGCCAGCCAAGGCGGUUGUCCAUAUUUCUGCUUUCCACGUUGGAGUCUAACAAGCAUACCUACACGCUUUUUUUGUAGAGGUACCGUACUUCCUUAUCCAUCUUUUCCCCCGUAUCAGUUGUGCGGAGAGUGGCGGAUUGGAACUGUUCAAGAUUCUUGCCACGAAAACUCUUCCAUUCAGCUGCCAAAAAAAACUACCGUCAAAGUUUUUCUUUCGUUCGACUUUCACUGACAUGGA
Messenger RNA from Toxoplasma gondii ME49, 1475 nucleotides. RefSeq names its product 50S ribosomal protein l24, putative. The record is from RefSeq and is a predicted model, not a curated record. NCBI's taxonomy places the organism in Eukaryota, Apicomplexa, Conoidasida, Eucoccidiorida, Sarcocystidae. Gene Ontology annotation, molecular function: RNA binding; structural constituent of ribosome. The transcript has 8 exons. Gene Ontology annotation, cellular component: mitochondrion; ribosome. Gene Ontology annotation, biological process: translation. Bases 232 to 921 code for a protein of 229 amino acids.